GUGUUUCUCGGCUACAUUAAUCGAUAAAUCUACUGAGUCAAAUUCUGAUACUCUUAUGCGAAUCGAUGAAUCUUCCCCUUUCAACAAAACAUCCGAUGGAGAUCUGCACACUAUAUAUGUCUAAGGUCUCGAGCCAAGCUGACAUUCAAGCGCCGUCUCAUGGCCAUCUAACUAAUUUCUUAAGGUCAAACCCAUUGUGUUUAUCGCUGCCAUUUAUCGGGCGAGUUCAUCUCGAGGAUUCUCUGAACAUUGCAACGCAUUCCCUUGUUGAUAUGGAAGAGCUGAGGCAAGACUCGUAAAGGAAGCACGACUGGCGGAGGAGGCUAGAGUUACAGAGGAGACAGCCUAAAUAGCAAAAGAGGAGGCUAAUUAAAACAGCUUAAGAGGCUGAGUCUGGGAACUUUGGUAUCCAUGUUCAAGAAGAAUUACGAUCAUGUACCAAAAGAUACAUACUUUGGAAUGUACAAAGAAUCAACCCGUGGCAACCCAAACUACUUUCUGACAUAUGGAAAUGAGAAAUCAGCUGCUCAAAUCCAAGAUCAUUUCCGUCCUAAUGGUGCACACAGAUGGCACAAUUAUAUGAAAACCCCAAAGUACAGUAAUUUUGUAUUGAAAAGAGCACUUCUUUUUUAUUUUAUUGAUUAUAGUAAUCAUUUUUCUCGCAAUUCCUUUUAGUGAGAUCAAACUGGAAGAGGCUGCUGUUCUACACUACAUAUAUGCCAAAUUUUCGGACUUAACGUCAAGACAUGAUCGGUGUGGCUGCAAGCCUACAAGAGGAUAUGUCAAAAGAUGCUUCAUGUUGGAAUUUGAUAGAGCUGAUCGAUGACUUAAGAAGGAACUGGUUUGGUUGUUGUCGGUUGGUCUGGCCUGUUGCUUUUUCUUUGUAUGGGGUAGGUUCAGCAGGUCAAAGACAUAUACAAGCUGGGUUUUAUGGGUCUGGUUCUAGCAGAGCUUGUGUUGAUAGAAGAGUACUGGUAAAUUUUCAGAUUAGACUGGUGGGGAUUGGUGGAGGGUUGUUACUUGAGACAAGAAAACCAAUCAUACCAGUUGCGGGGUCUAGUCAAAUGCAGUGCUUCUGUAAUGUGUGCUUAUGCUUUGAAUGCCAGAUGUGCUACAGCACUACAAACCAAAUCUGUUACACACCAGGCUCCAACAAUCACAUGUCUUCCUCGACCAAAAGAAUUGGUAUAUUCAGUGACAGGGAAACAGGGCCUGCUAUGAAUUUCUGUAGAAACAAAGGCUAUUUCCUACCACACUAGUGCUAUCCUCUGAAUUUCUGUAGGCAGUCAAGUUGAAGUUUGAUUUCACAAUUCUAGACUGGCCAAAUGUCUUUUUCAUAGUGUUACAAGGAAAUGCUUUUCUAAUUCCAUUAGAAUGCUUAGAUUAGAAUGCUUUUCUUCUUUUAGUUUUGGCUUGGAUGAUUGGGAAAUGCACUUUUUUUGCAUUUGAAGUUAUUGGAUGGUUUGUAAUGUUCACAUUUGAUAAAUUAC
Rosa chinensis is the source of this 1490-nucleotide messenger RNA. RefSeq lists its product as uncharacterized. The record is from RefSeq and is a predicted model, not a curated record. NCBI's taxonomy places the organism in Eukaryota, Viridiplantae, Streptophyta, Magnoliopsida, Rosales, Rosaceae. The transcript is spliced from 6 exons. The coding region runs from base 747 to 1259 and encodes 170 amino acids.